Molecule: messenger RNA, 1655 nt
Organism: Archocentrus centrarchus (flier cichlid)
Lineage: Eukaryota; Metazoa; Chordata; Actinopteri; Cichliformes; Cichlidae
Gene: rhd
Product: Rh blood group, D antigen
Exons: 10
Coding region: 55-1305 (416 amino acids)
Biological process (GO): ammonium transmembrane transport; ammonium homeostasis
Cellular component (GO): plasma membrane
Molecular function (GO): ammonium channel activity
Source: RefSeq, a predicted model, not a curated record
GCGCCCGUUUUCUGAGCGUCAGUUGGAAGAGAAGUUGCGCAGCAAACAUCUCCAAUGCCUCCUCAGUACGCACCGAGUCUGCGCUCCCGUCUGGCACCCUUGCUGCUUCUCCUGCAGACAGGUUUUAUCAUCAUAUUUGCGUUUUACGUUGAAAUUGAAAGAAAGGGAAAAGCGGAUGCCUUCAUCAACUUUUACGCAGAGUUCCAGGAUGUGAAUGUGAUAGUGAUUCUAGGUUUUGGCUUUUUGGGCACUUUUUUAGUGCGGCAUGGUUUCAGUGGCUCCGGGUUUAACCUGCUUGUGGCUGCCAUGGCCACCCAGUGGGCCCUCAUACUGAAUGACAUCGAGUCCUUGUACUACAGAGGAAAGAUGAGGAUCGAUCUGAGAAGUUUGAUAGUUGCUGAGAUGCGCACGGCAUCUGCCCUCAUUUCAACUGGAGCUGUGCUGGGGAAGGCCAAUCCAGUCCACCUCAUCCUUAUUGGACUGCUGGAGGUGUCAGGCUUCAUCUUAAAUGAAAAGCUUCUGCAGUUUUUCCUGAAAGUCCGGCCUCUGGAAAGCAUCAUGAUGCUUCACAUCUUUGGGUCCCUGUUUGGACUCAUGCUAACAGGGGUCCUUUACCGUAAAGGCUCAGAGCACCCAUUUGAAAAGGAGCGAUUUGAUAAAAAAUCAGGAUUAUUCUCCAUGUUAGGGACUGCUUUUCUCUGGAUGUUUUGGCCCACUUUUAACUCCGUCCUCGUGGAUGAUCAUACUCCUGGGAGGAAGCUGGGGGCUGUGUGCGGCACCUACCUGGCCCUGGCUGUUAGUGCUGUGACAGCAGCUGCUCUGUCUGUGCUCUCCAACCCCCAAGGAAAACUCAACCUGGUCCAUCUGCAGUCGUGCAUCCUCUCUGGUGGCGUCGCCGUUGGCAUCUCUGUGUCAGCAGUUCAGCAUCCUUGGGAAGCUAUGACAAUCGGAUUCGCUGCUGCUGUUGUAUCAACCAUUGGAUUCCACUAUCUUAAGAUCCACAUGCUGUUGGCAUUCCAGUGCCACGACACGCGUGCUAUUCUGAGCAGUCAUGGACUUCCGGGUCUACUGGGAUGGGUUGCACAUCUCAUCCUGCAGAUCAAAGACUCCACUAAUCCCGUGAUAGCGAUCCGGUUUGCUUUAUUUCACAUCUGUGCUCUCCUCAUCACUAUCGCUCUAAGCGUGACGCUGGGAAUCCUUACAGGGCUCCUCGUUAAGCUGAAGUUUUGGAGAGCGCCCCAGGACAAGAAAUGCUUCGACGAUCAGGCCUUCUGGGAGUUUCCCCGUCUUGCAGAGCGCAAGUAAGAAGAUGGCAGAAGACGACGACCCCUGCAUCUAAUUUUUUAAACCAAUCGUGAUGGGAUUUAUUCGCGUGUGCAACAAAAAGAGAAGGAUAAAUAAAUCCAGAGUGAGGAGCGUCAGACUCGGUUACUGCUCAGUAUGUUUUUAUUGCCGUGGCCGUGAGAAGCUGACCUGAUGCUGAAGGUGUUUCAAUACAAACGCACAGCAGUGACAGCUGUUAGCUUCAGCUCAGCUCUGUGGGCUAAUUCAAUAAUAAAUCUGCAUCACAGCUGAUAUAGUGUUAUUUCUGGAAAAGUACAAACAACCCACCACAAUUACAUUCAAUAAACAUGUAUGUGUACACAUCUAUGAAA